AGGGGAAAGCGGAGUGGGGGCGAGAGCCGGAGGAGGAGAUGGACAGCCGCAAAGUGGUGGUUUGCGACAAUGGCACCGGGUAUGUUAAGUGUGGCUUUGCUGGGGAGAACUUUCCCUCCUCUGUAUUCCCAUGUGUGGUUGGAAGGCCACUGCUUCGCUAUGAAGAAUCACUUAUGGAACAAGAGUUAAAGGAUAUUAUUGUGGGAGCUGCUUGCUCUGAAUUUCGCAAUCAAUUGGAUAUAUCUUAUCCUGUCCAUAAUGGCAUUGUGCAAAAUUGGGAGGAUAUGGGCCAUGUCUUCGACCAUGCUUUCUACAAUGAAUUGAAGAUUGACCCCACAGAAUGUAAGAUAUUGCUCACAGACCCACCUCUCAAUCCUUCAAAAAACCGUGAGAAAAUGCUAGAGACAAUGUUUGAGAAGUACAAUUUCUCUGGUGUCUACAUUCAAAUCCAAGCAGUCCUGACAUUGUAUGCUCAAGGUUUGCUGACUGGUCUUGUUAUUGACUCAGGGGAUGGUGUCACUCAUGUGGUGCCUGUUGUUGAGGGAUACUCAUUCCCACAUCUUACGAAACGGAUGAACGUAGCUGGAAGGCAUAUAACAUCCUAUCUUAUAGAUCUGCUUUCCAGGAGAGGGUAUGCCAUGAAUAGGACUGCAGAUUUUGAGACAGUGAGGGACAUAAAAGAGAAGCUUUGCUAUAUCAGCUAUGACUACAAGCGUGAAUACCAGCUAGGAUUAGAAACCACUAUACUUGUCAAGAAUUAUACUCUGCCAGAUGGAAGAGUUAUCAAAGUUGGGACUGAACGAUUCCAAGCUCCUGAGGCACUUUUUACUCCGGAGCUUAUAGAUGUUGAGGGAGAUGGCAUGGCAGAUAUGGCAUUUCGCUGCAUUCAGGAAAUGGAUAUUGACAAUAGGAUGAGGCUCUACCAGCACAUAGUUCUAAGUGGAGGGAGCACCAUGUAUCCUGGACUACCUAGUCGCUUGGAGAAGGAAAUUCUUGACCGUUAUCUUGAAGUAGUACUGAAGGGAAAUAAGGAUGGGCUAAAGAAACUACGCUUGCGGAUAGAGGACCCGCCCAGAAGAAAGCAUAUGGUGUACCUGGGUGGUGCAGUACUUGCUGGGAUCAUGAAGGAUGCACCGGACUUCUGGAUAACCCGGGAAGACUACCAGGAAGAGGGAGUAAACUGUUUAAAUAAAUGUAGCUAAGUGUGACUGAUAUCAUGCUUUAUUCGAAAGAUAACGGGUGCCGGUUAUCCAUGCAAUGUUGGUAGAAAUCAAGUGCUAUGUAAUGUAAUCUAAAAGAUAAUAUUUUGUGUGCUUUUUUCCCCCUUUUUAAAGGCUUUGGUGUUUUUUAUCAAGGGGAAACUAGAUGUAUUUGAUUUGUGUGCUGUGUAUAGGAUUGAUGAUGAAUUAUUCUCAAUAUUUGAUAUGAUUUCAGAGGCUUGUACUGA
Molecule: messenger RNA, 1447 nt
Organism: Dioscorea cayenensis subsp. rotundata (Guinea yam)
Lineage: Eukaryota; Viridiplantae; Streptophyta; Magnoliopsida; Dioscoreales; Dioscoreaceae
Product: actin-related protein 2
Exons: 15
Coding region: 39-1202 (387 amino acids)
Biological process (GO): Arp2/3 complex-mediated actin nucleation
Cellular component (GO): Arp2/3 protein complex; actin cortical patch
Molecular function (GO): actin filament binding
Source: RefSeq, a predicted model, not a curated record